Molecule: messenger RNA, 1649 nt
Organism: Lolium perenne
Lineage: Eukaryota; Viridiplantae; Streptophyta; Magnoliopsida; Poales; Poaceae
Source: RefSeq, a predicted model, not a curated record
ACUCCAUCAUUCCCAAUGCCGCACAUGGAGGCGGCGGCGCUUCUGACCUAGUCGUCUCCUCCACCGCAGCUCCCUCCCGCCGCCGCUCCUCCAUCCCACCUUUCCAACCGCCGCAUCCCGUUCUCCUGCUCCUGUCCGUUGCCUUUCAGUUGCGCCCUCACCAUUUCUAGAUAGAAUCCGCCGCCGCCAUGCCGCCAUUCCGGCGCUGGGAGGACCUGCCCCCGGACCUCCUCUGCCGCAUUGGCGACACCCUUGAACUCAAGUGCUAUGCCAGAGCGCGCGGCGCCUGCACAACGUGGCGAUGCGCGCUCCCGCCGCCAUUCCCGUCGCUCCUCGUGGUCGUCAACCGUUCCCCGUCUGCUGCAUCGCUCGCCAUCAACCGCUCGUUCGAGCUCAACGCCAUCCCCGAAAGAGCACGAUGCAUCGGAUCCAGCAACGGAUGGCUCGCCCUCCUCGCUGACAGCAAGUUCAGCCUCUUCAACCCCAUCACUGCCACCGAGAUCGACCUGCCGCUACUGAUCUACAACAACAGCACCCAGUCCACGUCCAGGCUGGUUUUCGCGCCCAACCCUGCCAGGGACGACUUCGCCGCCGUCACCAUCUUUGACAUCAACGUGCUCGCCUACGUCACUGCUGGAGCAAGGAGGUGGGCCAUCCUCGAUCCCAUAAGCCUCACUCGCGGAGAUCAGCUCGUGGAUGUCUUCUACCAUGAGAAAGGUAGGUUUUACUGCCUCACUCGGUAUGGAGAUGUCUACAUACUCCGCCUACCGGAGCGCAGCCUCGGGAAACCUAUCAUGGUCAAGGAUCCAUCAUCAGGGCCUGCACGUUUCAAGGGGAGGCAGACCCAAAAACUGCCUAGAAGACUUCCUCGUUCUCCUUUUGAGGGUCCAGACCUGAAUGCGCCGGUCACCGUUGCACCCUUGUUGGCCAAGGGGCUGGGGGACCUUCCGUUCGACCCAGAUUCUAGUUUUGCACCGCCAUACAAUAGAUUCGCUCUUGUCAAUAGUGCCAAGCACAUUGUGUUCUGUGACGGUAAUUUGUACCAGAUAUGGAGGAACAAGAGCUGCGCGGUUACCAUGCAGCUGCCAGGAGGCGGUCGUCAUCGUGUAGCAGAGAAUGAAAUGUUGGUUCUGAGGUAUUAUCCGCGGCGCCAACCAUGCUGGGAUGCUGUGACGGACUUGGGGGGCUACUCGGUAUUUCUCGGGAAGAACAACGCUGCGUCGAUGUAUGCUCAAGGUGUUCCAGGGCUCAAGGGUAACUGUGUCUACUGGAUUGACGAGAUGGGUAGGGAUCGGUGCAUGGUCUUUGACAUGGUAAGCAAGAAGUCUACACCUUGCCUUCCCAUUGCUGCUGUUGGUGUCACUCCGCAAAGCACAAUUUGCUGGUACUUUCUCACUGACAUGGUGAAAAACUUCAACAAUGGAGGCAAAAGAGUUUAUCAGACCCGUGCGAGAGUCCGGGCUGAUCGUGAAAACCAGCAAGACAUGGAAGAGUGAUUCGUCUACAAUCAUUUGGGAAUUUGUGCAAUAAUAAAAGAGUUGUCUCAUGUGAAUUAUUUUGCUAGUAUUGCGGGAGCAAAGCAUCAACACCUUGCAGGACAAUUUAUUUAAGUGCACUGUGUUAAACAUGUACUGCGAUGUUACCUAUGC